AUGAAAGAAGAUGAAAGCCGAGAUAAAAAUCGCUCCUCUGGCUCGACGCAAGCCCCUCCAAAGAACGCCCCUGGCUCUCCUACCUCUCCCACCUCCCCUACCAUCAGCGAGGCGAAUACUCUCGUCUCACAGCUCAGCCCGCGCUCAGACGCCUACACCGUCGUCACCCCCGACCUGAUCUCGGAAUACGAGGCUAAUUUCUGGUACCAUGGCAUCUCCGUCGACCCUCCCAAGCUCAUGUGGCGUUCGGAUCUCGAAACCAACCCCUUCCCCACCCCCCAGCGUGGAGACCGCUUCUUUAAAGUCCCCACCAAGACUGCCCACGGCGUGUUCAAUACGCCGCUUAACAGCGUCUGGGACACCGUCGCUCCCCGGAUCAUCGCAUCGAUCAAGUCCCACAACCUCCAGUACUCCGCGCUCAAGGCGGUUCGCUUCUCGACCCGCUUCUCGACCCUCCAGGACGAGGACGAAACGUUUGGUCCUGUCGUCGUGUGGAUCGCCGUGCGGCCCAACACCACCAACGCCGGGGCUGUUCGCGAUGCCACGCCAGACAUCCUUGGAAUCCUCGCUAGCGCCAAUGUCACCGGCAUCGUUGUCGAGUGGUACGAGGGGUCGGUCCAAAAGCUGGCCGGCCAGCCUCUGAUGAGGGUCGAAGAGUCCAUCAGCCUCAGUUUCGGCCUCAACCACCCCUUCAACACCGGUCUAGGCAUCCCCAUCGCUAGACAGUCUGACGACGCGCAGGGCACCAUCACAUUCCUUUUCCGGGAGGUCAAGGACGGUAACGGCUAUCCUAGCGACAGGACUCUCGCGGUGACCAACAAGCACGUCGCCUCCGUCGACGCGCUCACCACUUACGAGUUCAAUGAGGCUGACCCUCAGCACAUCCUCGUGUGUGGUGAACGCCGUUUCGCUCGUGCCGUUGUCGAGAUUGAAAACAGCGUCAACAAUGCGUUCCGGGACGCCGUUAUACUUACACGGAAGUUGAAGCGCAUGGAGUCGACCUCGGACGGUCAGAACAGCGUGGCCGCACAACGCCAGAGGUCCGCUUUGAACGACAAGAACGAGGACAUCGUUACCCUUCAGACGCUCCUCACGAAAGUCCAAUCCGAUUGGGAGGCUGGCGAGCUCCGUGAGUUCGGUCUCGUCGACUGGGCUCCCGAGAUUUCCGUCAGAGUCGACAACCGCCACUACACUCGCGACAUUGCCACGUUUGCGGUCGAUGGGGCGAAGCUCGAGAAUUUUGAGGGCAACAUCGUCGAUCUUGGCAACCAAUACCGCGUCACUGAGCUCGAGGACUUCUUCUGGCCCGUCACUGCUGUUCGCAACGGCAGGACGAUCCCCGACAACCUGCAGCUUCCCAUCCGCAGGGCUCUCCCUCGCCGCCUUGUGAUUAAUCCCGACACGGAGGACCAGAAUGGCGAGCCGCUCUACAUCGUCGCCAAGUACGGCAAUACGACUAAGCUCACCCUGGGUCGUUACUCCGGCAUGGAGGCCUACACCUGCACCAACCUCGGACUCGAGUCUAGGGAGGUCGCGGUGUAUAAUUACAGCAAGUUUUCCGGCAACUUCUCAGAGCACGGCGAUUCGGGCUCCCUCAUCUUCACGGGCGAUGGCGACGGGCUCGCCAUGCUACACUCAGGCAUGUCUCGAGGCAUGGGCAAUCAUGUCACCUUCGGCACGCCCCUCUGGUGGGUUAUCGAGCAGAUCCUCGGCAAGUACCCCUCGGCCGAGUUCUACGGCAUCACCCUCGACUGA
Cryptococcus wingfieldii CBS 7118 is the source of this 1755-nucleotide messenger RNA. RefSeq lists its product as hypothetical. The record is from RefSeq and is a predicted model, not a curated record. NCBI's taxonomy places the organism in Eukaryota, Fungi, Basidiomycota, Tremellomycetes, Tremellales, Cryptococcaceae. The coding region runs from base 1 to 1755 and encodes 584 amino acids. The transcript has 3 exons.